UCCAGGACAGCCAGGGCUGUUGCACAGAGAAACCAAGUCUCAAAAAACAAACAACAACAAAAAUAAAUAAAUAAAAGGAAGAAAAAGGAAAGAAAAUAAAACUGAAGCUCAGAGUGGGAAAACUACUUCUCUGGAGUCAUGGGCGUUAAGUGAAUGUCAAGAAGCUGAGAGUCUAACUCAAGGCUCCAUCCUGGGCUCAGCCUCAAAAUCCUUCCUUACCAUUUAUGCUAGAAGCCAUGGCUGCUAAUGGGAGGCUGAGUAGCAGCCAUGCUACAGAAUGCCAUUCUCUCUUCUCUUCUCUUCUCUCCUCUUCUUUUCUUCAUCCCCUAGCCCCUCUGCUGGAUUUGAACACAGGAUUCAUGCAUGCUAGUCAAGUGCUUUGCCAAUAAGCUUCUGGACCUUGUGCUGACUGGCUUUUUCAUGUCACUCUUUUGCUAUUCAGACUCAUCUGGAUGGAGGGGCUCAUGGAAAUGGACAAACGAAGAACACUGAAGGGGUCUUCAACAGGGGAGGUCAGUGUGCACCUGCUGACCAGAGACAGCACAGAUUUUCGUCCUCACCUACCUGCAACUGCCUUUAUUAUUCCUACCCAUGCAGCUACCCUUGGUCUGCCCAGCACUGGCCUGGAUAUGUCCUAUCCCCGGGAACAAGUACAUGUGGACGCCCUGGAGCGAGUGACUAGCAGCGAACCAAUUACCGCCGCCAUCCUACCACAGCUAAGCACGGGGCCAGGGACCAAUAGUACAGUCAGGCUUCUGGACUGGACAGGAGUUCCCACACCUUCAGCUGGGAGUGGCCUGCUGUUUCGGAUAAGCGACUAUGUGCCACUGAAUACGAUGGGAGUAGAGAGACCACCAAGCUCGGAACGGCAACAAGAAGGCCUGGUUGGACAUGAAGGUGACCCUACCGGAGUCGAUGUCCACCAGAAUCCUCAAGAAGCCACCUCUCAGGAACCCCCAGAAGACGCGAGCUCCUGCGAGUGUCAGACUUGUGGGCCUCAACAAGGCACCUCCCCAGACCUUGGUUCUUCGGGCGACCGCUGCCCUCCACCAUUCCAGAAGCGAUCAGUCAUAGUAGAGAACUCAGGCUGUACCAUCGCUUCUGAACUCCUAAAACCCAUGAAGAAGAGGAAACAUAUGGGGUACCAGACUCCAUCAGAGGAGUCAGAGCCGGAGGCUUUCUUUCUACAGAAGCAAGAAGAAGGAAAAGAUGUAGAAAGACAGCCCACCACUGGCGCCCCAGAGAGUGAAGAGGGAAGCAGAAGUCAGCUGGUGUCUGAUGAGAAGAAGGAAAGCUGGUCCUGGGAGUCCUACCUGGAGGAGCAGAAGGCUGUCACUGCCCCAGUCAGCCUCUUCCAGGACUCUCAGGCAGUCACCCAUAGCAAGAAUGGCUUCAAACGGGGCAUGAAGCUGGAAGGCACUGACCCUCAGCACCCGUCCAUGUACUUCAUCCUCACUGUGGCAGAGGUGUGUGGCUACCGCCUGCGCCUGCACUUUGAUGGAUAUUCUGAGUGCCGUGACUUCUGGGUCAAUGCCAACUCCCCAGACAUUCAUCCUGCUGGUUGGUUUGAGAAGACUGGGCAUAAGCUGCAGCCUCCCAAAGGUUACAAGGAAGAAGAGUUCAGCUGGAGCCAGUACCUGCGCAGUACAAGAGCCCAGGCAGCCCCCAAGCACCUGUUUGUAAGCCAGAGCCACAGUUCUCCUCCAGUGGGCUUCGAGGUGGGCAUGAAGCUGGAGGCUGUGGACCGAAUGAACCCAUCCCUCGUCUGUGUGGCCAGUGUGACUGAUGUGGUGGGCAGUCGCUUCCUGGUGCACUUUGACAACUGGGAUGACACUUAUGACUACUGGUGUGAUCCCAGCAGUCCCUACAUCCACCCAGUAGGCUGGUGCCAGAAACAAGGAAAGCCUCUCACCCCUCCACAAGACUAUCCAGACCCUGAUAGCUUCUGCUGGGAGAAAUAUCUAGAAGAAACUGGGACCUCAGCUGUGCCCACUUGGGCCUUCAAAGUGAGACCCCCUCACAGCUUCCUGGUCAACAUGAAGCUGGAGGCCGUAGACCGCCGGAACCCAGCACUGAUUCGGGUAGCCAGUGUGGAGGAUGUGGAGGAACAUCGGAUAAAGCUCCACUUUGAUGGCUGGAGUCACAGCUAUGACUUCUGGAUCGAUGCCGACCACCCAGACAUCCACCCUGCAGGCUGGUGCUCCAAGACAGGACAUCCCCUGGAGCCUCCUCUCCGUCCCAGAGAGUCCAGCUCUGCCUCACCUGGGGGCUGCCCUCCUCUCAAUCACAGGAGCCCACCCCACACAAAGCCCUCCAAAUACAACUUUCACCAGCGGAAGUGCCCCACUCCUGGUUGUGAUGGUUCCGGUCAUGUCACAGGCAAGUUCACAGCUCACCACUGCCUCUCUGGCUGUCCGCUGGCAGAGAGGAAUCAGAGCCGGCUGAAGGCAGACCUAUCUGACUCGGAGACGGCAGCCAAGAAGAAGAACUUGUCUAAUUUGUCCCCAAGGAAGAAGCCCCGCCAUCAUGGCCGGAUUGGACGCCCUCCAAAGUAUCACAAGAUUCCGCAGGAAGAUUUCCAAGCCCUCCCUCCCAGUGUGGUGCACCAGUCCCUCUUCAUGUCAACCCACCCCAACCGCUCAUUCUCUGUGGGCUGGGAGCAGCACUGCAAGCUCCUGCCAGGAGUGGCGGGCAUCUCAGCCUCCACAGUCUCCAAGUGGACCAUUGAAGAGGUCUUUGGCUUCGUUCAGACCUUGACGGGCUCUGAGGACCAAGCACGCGUCUUCAAAGAUGAGAUGAUUGACGGCGAGGCCUUCCUUUUGCUGACACAGGCGGACAUUGUGAAGAUCAUGAGUGUCAAGCUGGGCCCAGCCUUGAAGAUCUAUAACGCCAUUCUCAUGUUCAAAAACACUGAUGACACCUUUAAGUGACCGGCCAAGUGGGCCCUCCUCCCACCCAUGCCAGGCUCCCUCCUCUGAUGGUGCUCCUUUCCUGCACCCUUGUCCUCAUGGUCUGACUAGGGCUGGCCCUUCCCAGAAGGUGGAUGGGAGCAGAGGAGCCUGGGCAAGGGAAUCUUGGCCUUCAGUCCUGGAGUCCAUUUGUCUCCAGUUUGCCCCCGUGCGGGUGUGACUAAACUGAGGCCUGACUAAUAGCAAGGAAUGCAGGUAUCCUGGCUAGGGCAGCCUGCAUCUUCAGCUACCUUGGUUACCGUCUUAGGAGUUAGGAGAAGCUAGGUCCAGUAGGUAUCAUCUACCCGGGUCCUCUUUGGCAUCCCUGUGCUCUCUUCUCCUUGGCCCCUCUCCUCCUACUAAGAAGUGACCAUGACUUUGGCAUACAUAUUUACACAUAAAAGGUGCCUCCUCCCUUUCUACUGUUGGCUGUGUACCCUUCCUAGAUGCCGGGUCCAGCCAGACCCCAUGGCUCUUCUGUAGAUGCUUAAGUCUCAGAAAUAAGGGAGUUUCCCAUUGGGAGCCUCUGGCUGUCUUUCCACUUUUGCCUCUAGGUGGAGAUCAAGAGCCAAGGCACCUUCGUAAACAUGUUCAGUUGAGGACCACUCAGCAUUGGAGUGGCCAGUUCCAGGGCUUAGUUCCAGCAGAGUGAGCAGAUAGUUAGAGCCCAUGUUAAAAUAAAUGGAGCCUUGAUGCCACCUACACACCAGCAGCUGCAGUCUGUUGGGUAUGGGGAAGAUGCAGGCUGGACUGGUAGGCAGUGCAGGCUAGGAUGUCAGACACCUUGGAGUCUUUGGCCUGAAGGGUAGCUCCAGACAGCAUGGUGGCAGCAGUAUCCUCUCUGUUUCUGUGACUCUCAGUCAAGAUAUUACACAUGAGUGAGAGGCCCCUGCCGGCCCAGCCUCCUGCCAGGAGAGUGUAGCCGUGUCUAGCACACAACCCCUGUGACAUCAUAUUCACUGUGUCCCUUAAACAUUUCUCAUUUUACUCUUGAGUCUUGAGGCCACUUACAGUACAGAGAUGCAAAGUUCCCCUCUCCAGUCUUUGAACUCUCUGUCUCUUAUGCCCUUCUUGCCAUUCUCCAACUGUCUCUCACUGCCAGCUGGCUCCCUGCUGGGGCUCUGGGACUUGGGCUUUUCUGUCCUAGUGGAGGUUCAGUUUCCACUUAACUACUGCCAAACUCGCCCCCAGCCUAUGUAGGGAGCACCAGAGCCCAGCAGAAGCCACCCCGCCCAUAGGUGGAAGUCAGUGCCAAGCUUCAUCUGGUGCUGAGGUGGCCUGCAGGCUGAAGAGCAGGGUU
This is a messenger RNA of Cricetulus griseus (Chinese hamster), 4248 nucleotides long. The record is from RefSeq and is a predicted model, not a curated record. NCBI's taxonomy places the organism in Eukaryota, Metazoa, Chordata, Mammalia, Rodentia, Cricetidae.